AAUUUCAGGUUUCUCUCUUGUGGGUUUCAGGGUAGCGGUGACGCGCGUCGCCCUGUUCACCGACUCAUUUCCAUCUUUCCGUCUUCAUGCAUUUGAUUGUAUGUGUUUAGUCUUGGAUAAGUAUGACUGAGAGCGCGGGGACUAAAAAUGAGGAUUGUCAUGCAGCGAAUGGUGUGAAACCAGGAAGAAAUGGCAUGGUGAAAAACCAUCAUCACCAUCAUCAGUAUCAAAAGCAGGAGAAGGUUUACCAUGCUGCAUGCAAUGGAGAACUUUACAGCAGGCCGUUCAUCGAGUCCUUUGAGGAAACUCCCAUGCUGGUUGCCGUGCUCACGUACAUGGGCUACGGCAUCCUUACGAUCUUUGGAUAUCUGCGGGAUUUCAUGAGGGAGUGGAAAAUAGAAAAAUGCCACAUAGCCAGAGAAAGGGAGGAGCAGAAGGACUUUGUUCCACUUUAUCAAGACUUUGAGAAUUUCUACACAAGGAAUUUAUACAUGAGGAUUCGGGACAGCUGGAACAGGCCCAUUUGCAGUGUUCCUGGGGCCAUGUUUGACCUUGUUGAGCGCAGUUCCAAUGAUUACAACUGGACCUUUGAGUACACUGGGCGAGUGGUGAAGGAUGUGAUAAACCUUGGCUCGUAUAAUUAUCUGGGCUUUGCAGAGAACACAGGCACCUGUGCCACAGCUGCUGGAGAGGUGACGGUGAAAUUUGGGGUGGGCGUGGCCAGCACUAGACAGGAAAUGGGCAACCUCGAUAGGCAUGAAGAGUUGGAGAAACUGGCAGCGUCAUUCCUGGGAGUGGAGUCGGCUAUGGCUUUCGGCAUGGGGUUUGCAACCAACUCGAUGAACAUUCCUGCGUUAGCUGGCAAGGGAUGUCUGAUUCUCAGUGACGAGUUGAACCACGCUUCUCUGGUUCUGGGAGCCCGGCUGUCCGGCUCCACCAUCCGGGUCUUUAAACACAAUAAUAUGCAGAGCCUGGAGAAGUUGCUCAGAGACGCUAUUGUUCAUGGUCAGCCUAGAACACAUCGACCUUGGAAGAAAAUCCUCAUUCUCGUGGAGGGCAUCUACAGUAUGGAAGGCUCCAUCAUACGGCUGCCAGAAGUUAUAGCCCUGAAAAAGAAGUACAAGGCCUAUCUUUAUCUGGAUGAGGCUCACAGUAUCGGGGCAUUAGGACCCAACGGUCGUGGGGUGGUGGAGUAUUUUGGAUUGGACCCCAAAGAUGUAGAUGUCAUGAUGGGAACGUUCACAAAGAGCUUCGGUGCUGCUGGUGGAUACAUAGGAGGGAGGAAGGAUUUGAUAGACUACCUGAGAACUCACUCUCACAGUGCGAUUUACGCCACCUCUAUGUCGCUUCCUGUCGUGGAGCAAAUCAUCACUUCUAUGAAGUGCAUUAUGGGGAAGGAUGGAACAACAAUAGGCCGUUCACGUAUCCAGCGGUUGGCUGAAAACACAGUCUAUUUCCGUAGGAGACUGCGGGAGAUGGGAUUCAUCAUCUAUGGCAACAAUGACUCACCUGUGGUACCCAUGAUGCUCUACAUGCCCGCCAAAAUCGGGGCGUUUGGUCGGGAGAUGUUGAAGAGAAACAUUGGAGUAGUGGUGGUGGGCUUCCCAGCCACGCCGAUCAUAGAGUCCAGAGCCCGCUUCUGUAUCUCUGCUGCCCACACCAAGGAAAUGCUGGACAGGGCGCUGAAUGUGAUCAGUGAAGUAGGCGAUCUGCUGCAGCUGAAGUAUUCGCGGCACAAAGUUCUUCCAUCAUUGGACCGGCCCUUUGACGAGACCACAUAUGAGGAGAACGAAGAGUGACGUACUUCUUAUCUGAACCAAAUGUGCACUGCUCAUCUUCUGCUCUCCGAAAGGAAGCAGCGAACCACUUAAUAAAUAUAACUUUUUUUAAACUUAGGUAUAUCAUCUUUAUUUUAACACAUGAAGCUCUGAACAAAAACAAAACACUGAUGCUUUUAGUAAGAAAAAAAUGCUCACUUCCCAGUUUCCUCUGCUGCAUUUGUCACCUCAGAUUCAUUUUGACAUGAGGUUUGGGAUCUGUUUUUAAGUCGUUGUGGCAUUCGUUUAUGGAAAUUAAUACUUUGAUUUUUCUCUGCUAGCCACAGGAGGCUUUGAGCUGCUUGGGUACUUGCUAAAGCCAUAUGUCACUGCAGCCUUCAAAACCGUUUUUGUGUACAAAAACCAUUGAGAGGUUGUUUUUUUUUUCUUCUCUAGUAAGUGAGAACAGACUGGCAACGAACCCAUAAUUUCCGAGGAUCCUGACCUAUGAAAGGAAUUACAGGUUCUUCUUAUUGCAUUGUCAGUACAUUCACUGUGUUACCUAAAUCAAACUCCAAAACCUCCACAACUUGGCUCUCUAGUUGUUGUUUCCACAGAUUUUGACUUGCGGCCAGCUCUGGUGUCUUGCUUCAAUCUGGCUAUCGUUUUUCUUAUGUUACCAGGAUAUUUAUUUUUUCAUCGUGAUACAAAUCGCGGAGGGCGAUGUUGGUUAUGUCUAGGUAGAAACAAGCAUAUUUAUCAAAUUUUCACCUCUAAAGAAACUUGGAUGCUGAUUACAUGCAUUAUCUCCAAAGCUGCGGCACAGGUUCCAAAAUCUUGUAGAAACUUGACAUUUUAAAAAGAUUUGUUCACCCAAAAAUGAAAUGUGGUGAAAGUUGACUUUCCUUUAGGCCGUUCAAGAUGUGGAUGAGUUUCUUUGUCGAAUUUUAGGAUGUCACUUGCUUGGAUCCUCUGCAGUGAAUGGGUGCCGUCAGAAUGAGAGUCCAAACUGCUGAUAAAAAUUGCAAUAAUCCACAUGAAAUCAUCAAUUAAUCUGUAUUGAAAAGCAAAAAGCUGUCUGUUUUAUUAAGCUUUCAAGCUACAAUAUGUGUCCUCUAUUGAUAAAACGUUUCAUUUAGUCCAUCCCAUCAAAAUCCACCAACAUAUGCGUUCAGAACCGUUUUCGCUUAAAAGCUGCUUGAUCUGUGUGUAUUUUUCUCCUGAUUAAUUUUUUUACUGCAAGGCAAUAUUAUGGACUAUUUAACGUUAAAUAUAUUACAAACUUGUUGCUUUUUGAUGCACAACAUUAAUUGCACUCUCGUACUGACGGCACCUAUUCACUGCAGAUGACACAAGUGAUGUAAUGCCAAAUGUCUCCUAAUGCUAAUGUUCUGAUGAAGAAACGAACUCAUCUACAGCUUGAAUGGCCUGAAUGUGAGUAAAUUAUAAUUUUCCUUGCAACUAUUUUUAAUAGUGACUUAUUCGUGUAUGAGUGCAAUGCCAUGAAUAACUAAUAAGUUCUCUUUAGCUUAUGAUUUGCAAAGCCUUUAAACACUUUCCAGAAUUCAUUUCUUUUCACAGUUAUGUAUAUGUUUCUUUAUUGUACAUAUUUAUUUAUUAUUCAUGUUUCAUAUCUUUUAUUGUUUGGAGAAGUGUACUUUUAAUCAUCAACGGCAGCUCCAGAUAUCCUCAUAUGCACAUGCAUGAUGUGCAUGCUCUCAGUGUGCAUACUACUGAUGAGUAUUUUUAUAUCAUUUUAAUAUUCCCAGCAAAGCAUGUGGGAUGUAAUCACUGAAUCUGCUGGUUUAUGACGCUUUAAAGGUGCUGAAAUGUACACUCUUUGUUCUGUUUUGUGGCUUCUGUUUCUUUGGUCCUGUGGGGUAGUGCGUUCUCCCAUAUAUUUAAUUUAGUGCAAGUCUUUUACAACAUCAAAAUCCAGGGAUAUUUCUUUUAAAACUUUUCCUUUUUUAACCGGUGUUGCUUUAUUUGCAACCAGAAGAGAGUUUUAAAAAGUUUUAAAAAAGCUAAAGAUGGAAACAAUCAUAUUUUUGUCUUGAUAAUAUAAAAACUGACAUGUAAGAAAGAUUAAUCCAACUACAAAGACUUCUUGUUCAAAUAAAACACAAGCUUUACCAGUACAUUCACUGUAUGUGUUCUAAUAUGACUUUGCUGCCUGUAGUGCAUACUGUUUUUCAGACCUACUUUUGAAUCAAAGUACACUGUGGGCUUCAUCAGUUCAGGAGUUGUUCGACUCCUCUAAGGAAAUUAAAUUACUAUGACUAAAUGUA
Puntigrus tetrazona (Sumatra barb) is the source of this 4045-nucleotide messenger RNA. RefSeq names its product serine palmitoyltransferase, long chain base subunit 2a (gene sptlc2a). Gene Ontology annotation, cellular component: serine palmitoyltransferase complex. NCBI's taxonomy places the organism in Eukaryota, Metazoa, Chordata, Actinopteri, Cypriniformes, Cyprinidae. Gene Ontology annotation, molecular function: serine C-palmitoyltransferase activity; pyridoxal phosphate binding. The transcript is spliced from 12 exons. Bases 123 to 1799 code for a protein of 558 amino acids. The record is from RefSeq and is a predicted model, not a curated record. Gene Ontology annotation, biological process: ceramide biosynthetic process; sphingosine biosynthetic process.